Messenger RNA from Enterobius vermicularis (human pinworm), 933 nucleotides. The record is from the annotation of a GenBank genome assembly. Lineage: Eukaryota; Metazoa; Nematoda; Chromadorea; Rhabditida; Oxyuridae.
AUGGCAUCUUCCCCUUCAAAAAGCUUAGCCGUUGAUUCGUCGAGCAAAGAAGCUCUUAUAGAAUUAGACCGGUGGAUUGAGCAGUUGUACGAAUGUAAACAGUUGACAGAACCACAGGCAAAAGAGAUUGUGCAAAAAGAGUCGAAUGUGCAGGAAGUUAAAUGCCCUGUAACGGUAUGUGGGGAUGUCCAUGGCCAGUUCCAUGAUCUGCUAGAAUUGUUUAAAAUGGGUGGUAAAGCCCCGGACACGAAUUAUCUUUUCAUGGGAGACUAUGUUGAUAGAGGGUACCAUUCAGUGGAGACUGUCACUUUGUUAGUGAGGUAUAAGGAACGUGUGACCAUUCUUCGGGGUAAUCAUGAAUCUAGGCAAAUUACCCAGGUCUACGGUUUUUAUGAUGAAUGUCUUCGUAAAUAUGGCAAUUCGAACGUGUGGAAAUAUUUCACUGAUCUUUUUGAUUAUCUGCCUUUAACUGCUCUCAUCGAGGGACAGAUUUUCUGCCUUCAUGGUGGACUGUCACCUUCUAUUGACAGCCUGGAUCAUAUUCGGUCACUUGAUCGAAUACAAGAGGUUCCUCAUGAAGGACCAAUGUGUGAUUUACUCUGGUCGGAUCCUGACGACAGGGGCGGCUGGGGAAUAUCACCGCGUGGCGCAGGCUACACAUUUGGACAAGAUAUAUCAGAGACAUUUAACCAUUCUAACGGUUUAACGCUUAUUUCAAGAGCGCAUCAAUUGGUCAUGGAGGGCUACAAUUGGAGUCACGACCGUAAUGUUGUCACUGUUUUUUCCGCGCCAAAUUACUGCUACCGUUGUGCAAACCAAGCGGCGAUGGUUGAAUUAGAUGAUGAGUUAACUUAUUCAUUUUUGCAGUUUGAUCCUGCGCCAAGAUGCAAAGAACCUAACACUGUUCGCCAAACUCCUGACUACUUCCUUUAG